GAAAACCAUCUCAUCGCCAAAAAAAAAGUCCUCCCGGCAUUUGUCCCACCUAAUGUUCCUUUCUUCCGCAGCCACUCGACCAACCCUUUCCGCAUCCUAUCUUAGGAGUCGCCGUUCGUCUCUUUAGUUUAAUUGAAUUUGUUCUUUAUCCUUUAUAGGUACGCGCCCGGGUUCUUUAUCAUAAUUCCGCCCAUUCGCCCCGCUCCUAGGACAAGUCGAGGUCGGACGCUUCGAGCUUCACCACGGAAACCCGUGCUUAUUCGUAUCCGUGUACCUCCCGAAUUCUAUUACUAUCAGAUUGAAAGAUCAUUGAAAUCUCGAUAUGGCGCGUCGCAGGGACGAGGUCCCAGAGGAGGAGGACCAAGAAAUGGAGGAAGAGCUCGUAACACUUCAAUUCGACGAGCCUUUAUCAUGGCGCGCCGGGAAGCCAAUCGCGACCGGCGAGCUUCUUCGACGAUUAGAGAAGCUUUCCAAGGAAUUAGUUGACAUGGACCAAGAGACGGUCGACAAGGACUCUCUCACUCAUGUCGCGAAAGAGCUGGCUUCUCCCAAUUUGCUCGCCCAUAGGGAAGCUGGGGUUAAAGCCUUCGCGGCGGCAUGCUUGGUAGACAUCUUGAAACUAUGCGCCCCAGAAGCACCUUUCACCCCCAAACAACUUAAGGAAAUAUUCUCCCUCUUUGUCAAGACCAUUCUCCCCGCCCUUUGGGAUCCGAGUAACGCAUAUAACACACAACAUAAAUACGUUCUAACGUCUCUUGCCGAAGUCAAGAGUAUUCUUCUAAUCAACGAGGUCACGAACGCAGAGGAACUUUUACUUCACUUAUUCUCUUCCUUCUUCGAUGGCAUCUCUGGCUCCUCCAAGGCAGCUUCGGGAGAACAGGUUGCCAAGGACGUUGAAUUCCACAUGACGGAUAUCUUGGUCACGUUGGUUGAAGAAAGCCCCUCGCUACCGCCGCCAGUCCUAGAUGUCAUAAUGGCCCAAUUCCUACGAGCAGCACCCCCAGGGGGCCGUAAGGAGAAAGCAGAUGCCAAUGGGAAGCAAAUGACUCUUUUGCCUAAGGAAGAGCCAGAAGCGUAUGUUAUGGCGAAGACUGUGUGCAACUCAUGUCCGGAGAAGAUGGCACGUUAUGUGGGACAAUACUUUAGCGAGGUAAUUAUGGACGUAUCUGGAAACAGCGGCCAUGCCAAUGGGCAUAGGGAUGAUGACGAUUCAGAUGAUGACGAUGGUGCCGCAGGGCCCUCCGAUUUGGAAUUCAAAGAAUUGCGGAAGGCCCAUCAGCUGUUACGGGAGCUUUGGCGAGCAGCACCCACGGUAUUGCCAAAUGUCAUACCUCAGGUCGACGCUGAGCUCUCUGCCGACAACAUCCAAUUACGUUUGUUGGCAACUGAGACGUUGGGGGAUAUGAUAGCUGGUAUUGGUGCCGCAGGGCCACCCCCUUCUCCAGAACUUGAUCCGGCGGCGUAUCCGCCUCUGAAGUUGAGUGACGAGAUUCCAGACCAUCCUGCGACGAGCAUUCUUACCACCCCUAUUUCACCCCUAUCUUUCACCCAAACGCAUUCCCAAGCGUUCCAUAAUUUCGUUGGCAGGAAGAACGAUAAAUCACCUCUAAUCCGUACAGCAUGGACAACAGCCGUGGGUUACAUUGUCUCGACGUCUGCGGGCGGCAUUGGGCUUAGCCGGGAAGACGAAUCGGUCUUUGUCAACGGACUGCGAGACAAGCUAAACGACAACGACGAGAAAGUUAGGUUGGCUGCCGUGAAAGCUAUCGAGACCUUUAGUUUCCGUGAUAUCGUCACCAAGCUGGCCGCGAUCGGUGGUGUAAACAAGGAGGGCUCAGUUUUGUUCACUCUUGCAGACCGCUGCCGAGACAAAAGACCGUCCGUCCGUGUCGAGGCUAUGGCCCUCCUAGGGAAACUCUGGGCUGUCGGCAGUGGAGAGUUGGCCGCAGGACAAGAGUCGGUAAUUUCUGCUUUGUCGGGCAUCCCUUCUCGUAUAUUCAACACAUUCUACGCCAACGACCUAGAACUGAACGUGCUACUAGAGCGUGUCGUGUUCGAAUGUCUUAUCCCCCUAUCUUUCCCGCCUCCUCCCAAGGCAAAGGGUGCUAAGCCAUCUAAUGGCAAUUCUCAAUCGCAAGCGGCCGUCGAUCCCGCUUAUGACCAGGACAGGAUCCGCGCAGAAAGAAUAUUACUGCUCGUGAAAGAUCUAGACAGCAAUGCCAGAAGGGCAUUCAAUGCAUUACAGGCGCGACAACCUCAAUUUUCGAAAGUAUUGGAAAAUUUGGUUCGUCAGUGCGACGCGUUCAACGGAGGAAACCCCGAAGGCAAUGCAGAUAGGAUCAACCAAAAUCUCAAGAAAACGAUCCAAUAUCUAUGCCAAUUCCUUCCCGACGCGGCCAGGGUCGAGGCAGAUUUACAUAACUUUGCCAACUGGCAUGACCGCCGUUGUUAUCAACUAAUUAGGUUCGUGGUCUCAGCUGAGAGCGAUUUCAAGACGAUGCACAGAGCUGUCAAGGAAUUUGUGAAGAGGAUACAGGGUUCUCCGAAGCCUCACAUAUUGGAGACCUUGUUGCCUCUUAUUUACCGCUCUGCCUACAUCGUAUUAAAUAAGAGUCACCUCUCGACUUAUAUGGACUGCUCUAAGAGUGACAAAGACGGGCUUGGAGCUGCCGCGCAGGAGAUUACAACCGAAAUUUCUCAAAACAACCCUGACUUAUUCAAGACUCACGUCGGGCAGCUUUGCAAGGAUUUGGUAGACGGUGCGCCAGCAGCGGAUAAGCCAAACGAAGCUGCCAUGGUCGAGACUCUUAAGGCAUGUUCUUCUUAUUCCAAGAGGUACCCCAAGGAGCUUCCGGACGACCGCAAGUUUACCCAAGCACUGAUAAGCUAUUCUUUACAUGGAGAACCAGCUAAAGCCGCGAAGUAUGCCGUCAACGUCAUGAUGGCUAGAAAAGACGAUAAAAGUAUGGUGUCGGCUACGGACCUAUUACAGAGAAUUAUGAAGAACUGGAGCUAUGAUUCGCCUCACUUCUUAACGAAGCUCGCAGCGAUCAGUCAGCUGGAACUUUUAGCGCCUAAGGUGACCGCCGAUGCCAAUGACAAAAUCACUGACACCGCGUUAGAGGACGUCUUAUUCAAAGUUCGCACAGAUGCUAAAGAGUCUGAUCCUGAGUGGGUUGCCGAUUCUGAGCUUGACGAAGAAGGUCAAGUAAAGUGCUGGGCACUUAAGCUAGUGAUCAAUCGUCUCCGAGGCACACAGGAUUUGGAAGAAGCGAAGGAACUGGCGAAACCAGUCUUCAAGCUACUGAGAAAUACCUUGAAGCAAUCGGGCGAACUAUGUAAGAUAAAGGACACACCUAAGCACCACAAAGCUCGCUUACGACUGCUCGCCGGCCAGCUCUUCCUGAAGCUCUGUACCUUGAAACACUUUGAAGAAAUAUUCUCGCAUUCCGACUAUAACCAGCUUGCCUUCCUCACACAGGACCCAUGCGCUCCGGUUCGUCGGCUUUUUGUCGAGAAACUCCAGAAAUACCUGGUGCAAAAUAAGCUUCGGCCUAGGUUCUACACGAUGAUCUUUUUGACGGCUUUCGAACCAGAAGCCGCGUUCAAGAGUCAAAUCGAGACGUGGAUACGAUCUAGGGCGCGCUUCUUCCGAGAUGCUAAGCAAAACGUCAUGGAGGCGACAAUGGGCAGGCUGAUCUCCCUGCUAGCGCAUCACCCAGACUAUGGAACAGAAGUCGAUGACUUGAUAGAUCAUGCCAAAUACUUGCUUUACUAUAUUAGCAACGUUACUACAGAAGCCAACUUCGGUAUGAUAUUCAAGUAUGCCGAACGCGUGAAGCAGACUAGGGAUGGCAUCACCCCGACGGAGAGCGAAAGACUCUACGUGGUGAGUGACUUGGCCCAGAGCCUCCUACGAAAAUGGCAGGAGAAGAAGAACUGGAGUUUCCAGGCCUAUGCCGGUAAGGUUGGCUUGCCUAUGGGUCUGUACACGGCACUACCAAGUCACGAUGUGGCACAGGAGAUUGCAGCGAAGCAGUAUCUUCCAGAAGGGCUCGAUGAACAAUUGGACGAUCUGCUGAGAUCUGUGGAUAAGAAGAAGAAACGUAGAACUGCAGACGAACGAGCUGAAGGGCAACCUGCUCAGAAGAAGGUCAGAACGGCAGUACCCAAAGCUUCCACAAAAGUGAAAACGCCCAAGGCCGCGAAAACAUCUUCGAAGAGACCCGCUGUGAAAUCUACCAAGACUUCGUCAAGGUCCAAGAAAGCUCCUACUUCCUCCCCAGCUCAGGACUCUGCAGAUCGCAGACGUAGUGGUCGUUCUAAGAAGAACUCAUCCUACAUCGAGCGAGACUCUUCAGAAGAUGAUGAGGACAUGCUAGAGGGCGUAGCGGAGUGGGACUACUACGAUGAUGACGGUAAUCGCAUGCGAGAUGACGAUCCGGACUCCUCGGAACUCUCAGGACCUGAAGAGGAGCCCGCACCGACAGACGAGAAGGACGAAGCGGAAGCAGCCGAAGGGGAGAGUGAGCUAAGCGAUCUCGAAGAUGAGGCCGAAGAGGCACCAACACCUCCGUCACCACCACCAAAGGCGAAUGGACGCAAGCGUCGCGCGGCCACGUCUUCCCCGAAGACGAAGAGCCUGCCUUCUAGGCCAGCUGUCAAAGCGAGCGCGACUAAGGGUAAAUCACCCGCUGCUAGUAAGGCCAAGACGAAGCCGCCACCAAAAGCAAGAGCUACUAGCACGCGCUCUACUAGAUCUAGACGCGCGGCGUUGGAGGAUGAAGAUGAAGAUGGUGACUCGGAGUAAGACAGCAAAUCAGGAAAACCAUUAGCCAAGUUCAACCAACCACGUAGAACGGCGUAUACGGGUUCUACGUAAGGAGUAGGCGCCAGGAGGGGAUGUCCGAGCUGCAAAUGCGUGGCUGACAUUUUCUUGCUAGACUGCUUUCCUCGCCAAGAGAGCAGCACCUAAGGGUUCCAUGGAAGAAAGCUGGAAUAUGAUAAUGAAAUCAGGGGUUGGUUCGGGGCCAAUGCGGGAGUGGACGAGGUCACUUGGUUCUUUUUUUUCCUCGAGGCUUUAUAAAUCGCGUCAUGUCUUUGUUCUAGCUAUCCUAUACUCCUUCUUAUACCCUAGUCUCGUGCCUGGAGAGAAUACCAAAAUUUCUUCGUCAUCGCGCGGUUAUUUGGUUUGAUUUUUCGUCCGACUUCAAAAUAUGAGAACGUUAGGUAAAAUGGGACUUGUUCUUCGGCACUGGGUGAAAUGGAUUGCUCGGAUAGUGGUCAAACAUAACUACAUGAAUAAUAAUUAUUCAAAUCACGUUUCAACAUACUCUAU
Annulohypoxylon truncatum is the source of this 5338-nucleotide messenger RNA. RefSeq names its product armadillo-type protein. Gene Ontology annotation, cellular component: chromatin; nucleus. The record is from RefSeq and is a predicted model, not a curated record. NCBI's taxonomy places the organism in Eukaryota, Fungi, Ascomycota, Sordariomycetes, Xylariales, Hypoxylaceae. The transcript has 3 exons. Gene Ontology annotation, biological process: mitotic sister chromatid cohesion; DNA repair. Bases 323 to 4810 code for a protein of 1495 amino acids.